AUGUUGACGAUAAUGAGAAUUCUUCCUCCUAAGGUUAAUCCAUCGGUUUAUAAUAUGGUGUAUCGAGCUCGUGGAGAUGUUAGUUACUCGGAACUUGGUGGUUUAUCUGAUCAAAUCAGAGAUUUACUUGAAUGUAUCGAACUUCCUCUCACAAAUCCUGAAAUUUUUCAACGAGUUGGUCUAAAACCUCCUAAGGCAGUACUUCUCUAUGGACCUCCUGGCACCGGAAAGACAUUGUUAGCUAGAGCAAUCGCUAGCAAUACCAAUUCGACUUUUUUGACGGUUGUUUCUAGCGCGAUUGUAAGCAAGUACAUGGGAGAUAGUCAAUUGUUAGUGAGAGAAAUGUUUAAAUAUGCUCGUGAUCAUCAACCUUGUAUCAUCUUUAUGGAUGAGAUUGAUGCUAUUGGUAGACGUCGAUGCAACCAAGGAGAAGUAGAAACUAGUGACUGUGAUAGAAUCCUCAUCGAGCUUCUCUCUCAGCUUGAUGGAUUCAAUGAACUUGAUAAGGUGAAAGUAAUAUUUGCAACAAACAGACCUGAUGUUCUUGACCCUGCGCUUGUUCGACCUGGUAGAAUCGAUAAGAAGAUAGAGGUUCCAUUGCCUAAUCAAGAUUCUAGAUUGAGAAUUCUUAAGAUUCAUGCUUCUGGUAUAACUAAACAAGGAGAGAUUGAUUACGAAAGUGUCGCGAAACUAUCUGAGGGAUUCAAUGGAGCAGAUAUGUGUAACAUAUGUACCGAAGCAGGGAUGUUAGCUCUGCGUGCAAAGCGUGAUUACGUUGUAACUAACGAUUUCAUCAAGGCUGUAAGAAAACUAGGCGAAGCGAAGAAACUGGAGUCCAGUGCACAGUACAACUAA
This is a messenger RNA of Arabis nemorensis, 855 nucleotides long. The record is from the annotation of a GenBank genome assembly. Lineage: Eukaryota; Viridiplantae; Streptophyta; Magnoliopsida; Brassicales; Brassicaceae.